Phytophthora infestans T30-4 is the source of this 300-nucleotide messenger RNA. RefSeq lists its product as uncharacterized. The record is from RefSeq and is a predicted model, not a curated record. The transcript has 3 exons. NCBI's taxonomy places the organism in Eukaryota, Oomycota, Peronosporomycetes, Peronosporales, Peronosporaceae. The coding region runs from base 1 to 300 and encodes 99 amino acids.
AUGAAGACGCUUCUGCGUGCCGAAAGCCGGUCAUACACACAAGACGAGCGCUUGUUUGUCGAGUUGGAUCAACGGCGCAUGCGAGAUGUUCAGAAGCAGAUCAAAGCUGCGAUUCACACCGACUCUAACGGUCAGGUCGCACUUGGAGAUGUGCUUAAUGCUGUAGCGUCAGUGCCACGAUUUGUAGACGCAAUUCCGAUGCGACUGAACGACCUGCGAAAAAGGGACGAACGCCAGCAGCUUAAGGAAGAGCUUGCAUGUCUUGCAAGCGCGAAGAACGAGAUUGAGCAAGUUUGCUGA